Heterocephalus glaber (naked mole-rat) is the source of this 2208-nucleotide messenger RNA. RefSeq names its product heat shock factor binding protein 1 like 1 (gene Hsbp1l1). NCBI's taxonomy places the organism in Eukaryota, Metazoa, Chordata, Mammalia, Rodentia, Bathyergidae. The record is from RefSeq and is a predicted model, not a curated record. Gene Ontology annotation, molecular function: transcription corepressor activity. Gene Ontology annotation, biological process: cellular heat acclimation. Gene Ontology annotation, cellular component: cytosol; nucleus.
UCAGUCAGAGGAGGGAGCUCUGGACGCGGGCGCCCUCUGCCCCGCCUGUGGGUGUGCGCGGCGCACUGACCUGUGCGCAAAGCAGCAGAGACGGUCAGUUUCGCUUGGUGCCACUGUGCCGCCGUAAUAAGAGCAAACAGUGACACCUUCCACCCACGGAGUCCUCCUCGCUACCCACCUGCGACGGUGAGAACCCAGCCGAGCUGGACCGGCGGCUCCAGGUCCUGUCCACACCGGCCCUCGCCCCCCUCGUCCCGGCUCUGUCCUGUCAGAUUCACACAAAGGCCCAGGGCCUUUCCUGUCCGCGGGACCCACGACCUCGCGACACCGGGCCCAGGAGCACAUGGACACCCAGGCACCCGAAGCCCCCCCCGGGGAGGAAUUGCGGGACAAGGCAGAAAAUCUACUUCAGGAACUUCAAGAACAUUUUCAAGCUCUUACUGAAACAUUAAACCACAGAAUGGAAGAAAUGGGAAAUCGUAUUGAGGACUUACAGAAGAAUGUGAAUGACCUAAUGGUACAAGCUGGGAUUGAAAAUUGUUUUAAAGAACAAAUGCCUGAAACACCCUGUGUGCCUCUUGCUGGCUUGAACUUGGCUCCUUGACCUCCUGCCAACUUGAACUUUAUUCUGCCACACUGUGAUGGAACCAGCCUGUAGGUGCUCCAAUUCUGACUCAGUUGGUCCCUCUCCAAGUUGGUCCCUACUGGCCAAUUACCCUCUCCUGGGGGGAUGUCUUAAUCUGAAUAACUCCCCAGACACUACAGUCCUCUGCAUCCACUUCUCAGUUCCACUGAUGUGUUUCUCUGUGGAGGCCUCUGGGGUCAGCGGUGGUCACUGUGCAUCUGCAGGCUCAAGUUACCCUUCCCACAGAGUGAGUCAGGGCUCAGGGAGAAAGUGCCCCUUGUCACCUCCUUCUUCACUGUAGUCUCCUUUCGCCUUCCAUGUGGGCUUCAGUUCUCACUUCAUCCUUGCUAGGUUCUGGAGACUCACUUCCCUUCUUCUUUUCCUCACAUUGCUAUAAUCUAGCAUCUGGACACCAAAUCCCAGAGGGGCUGUUUCCUUGCUGUUCACCACUCCACCAUCUUCCUGGAAGUCCACACCUUAAUUAUUUUUACUUCUCCAUCCCUCUUCAUCCUCUGCCUUCCCCUCCUUCUGCAUUUUACUUGUUUUUGUCAUAAUUUCAAAUUCUGCAUGUGUUAAAUCUUAAAUUAUAUUAUUGUUUUUUAUUUUUAACAGCAUAAAGCUUUGUAAGUUUUGACAUGUAUAUAUGUAAUCACCUGUAAGAAAAACAUCACAGUGAGGAUAAAAGCUUCUCCAUGAGCUUUUCUACUGUCUUUUUCCUGUCCUUCUACAUUUUUAAGCAAUCACUAUUCUGCUUAGUUUGCAUUUUCUAGAAACAUUAAUAGAACCAUACAGUACAUGCAUAUAUAAGCAUUGUUAAAUCUAUUAAUUUAUUACUUUUCUUGUCUACAUUUAGCAGCUUAUUUACAUAUAUGAGAGAGUAAUACUAACUUUAAACAAAAUGCUAGGCUAAAUAUAAAAAGGGAUCUGCAAACACUGCAUUAGCUUCUGCUGGCAGUCUGCAGCUGCACUUAUUGAAGGAAUUCAACCACCAUCAUUCUGAUUAGAGACCCCUCUAAGCCACCCACUCCCAGCACAGUUGCAUCUGGGAACUCAUAACAUUAUCAGCUCUGCUAUUGAUAGUAGACACUAUUCCCUGCACUUUCCCAGGCCUCAUCCUUGGGCCACUAUUAUCACUUGUGCUCUCUCAAGUCUUGUUCUUGUCAGGUAGUCACAAACCCCUUUCAGUGAACUUCCCUAUAAAAGGCCCCAUAACCUGUAUGAGAGUUGCUGGUCUGAUCUCUGGUGCCAGAGCAGACCCUCUCAGGUUUGUUCUGAAAUAAAAUUGUCCGGUUGAGCUUGUACCUCUGUUUCUUCUUUUCCUAACAUCUAUAACUUACACCCAUAAGAAGUUUCGAUUCCCAGUCCCACUAGCCCUUCCAAAAUGUGCCCUUCAUUACUGAGAAAAACAUGAAAAGAAAGCAGACUCAAUGAUGCAGAUAUGGUACUAAAAGACAAAGAUAUUAACAUAGCUACAAUUCCUAUGUUGAGUUCCAGCAGAGAGUGCUGUGAGAAACAAAGUCUACCUCCCCAAGGUCCUCCAGGCCCUCCCAAUGCCAGUGGGUCAGCCUAAGGAUGGGGGCACC